AAUUCAUGACAUGUGGGAUUUAAAAAAAACAUUGGGCAGGCGUGAUUGUUGGAAACAUUUCUGGAAAAGUGCAUAAAAAUUAAAUUAAAACUCCACAUUAAGAAAGUGAAGCGUAAACUACUGGUUGGAAAGUACAAGGCCAACUUGACAUUUUUAGAGGAAUUUUCGAAUAAGUGUAAAUAAAUUAAGAAACAAAAAGAUGGAAGCCGAGAACGGAGAGGGACAAGUUCAGGUGCAUUUGAAAACAAAACAGGAACAAUAUGGUGUACCCGAUGUUCCCUAUUCCAUUGAUGCCACAGUGGCCACCACCGAGCUGAAUACCUUUGUCAAUACAUUGCUGGAACAAACCUCCACAGAUGACAGCCAUCGUACGGUGGAAUUUGAUUUUUUGGUAUUCGAUGAAUAUUUGAGAGGGAGACUUUGUGAUCAUUUGCGCGAAAAAGCCAUUUCCUUUGAAGACGCCAUUGAAAUUGAAUACGUCGAGAGAUUUCCAGCACCUGAACCACAAGAUUGUUUGCUACACGAUGAUUGGGUAUCGGCUGUGAAGACAUGUGGCAAAUGGGUGCUGACAGGCUGCUAUGAUAACACCAUCAACAUUUGGACCAUCAAGGGAAAACAUGUUCUUACAAUACCCGGUCAUUCGAUGCCUAUAAAAGCUGUGUCUUGGGUGUCACUUGACGAAGAGCGGGGCAAAUUUAUUUCAUGCUCUCAGGAUCAGACCGCCAUGCUGUGGGAAUGGAUGGUGGAAACAAAUUCCGUGGAAUGUGUAUCGGUUUGUAAGGGCCAUGAACGUGGCAUUGAUUGUGUUGAUGUUAGUCCGACUAAAGAUCGAUUUGCCACUGGGUCUUGGGACACAAUGUUGAAAAUAUGGUCGGCGGAAAUUAAUGAAAGCGCAGAGGGAUCAACGAAAAAGGCGAAGCUGGAAGGUGGUUCUACAAGGACACCCAUCAUGACAUUGCAAGGCCAUCGUGAAUGCAUUUCAGCCGUCCAAUGGAUGGACAAAGACACCCUGCUGACAAGCAGUUGGGAUCACACAAUGAAAGUUUGGGAUCUAAAUAUGGAGGGUAUUAAAACAGAGAUUUCUACAAAUAAGUCAAUUUUCGAUGCUAGUUAUUCCAAUCUGAAUCAUCUCAUUGUCACCGCAUCGGCUGAUAAGAAUAUAAGACUUUAUGACCCGCGAACAAACCAUGGUUCGGUGGUUCGUAACACCUACUUGGGUCAUCAGCAAUGGGUCGAAACAAUUAUGUGGUCAACAACAGAGGAAUAUCUAUUUGUUUCGGGAUCAUAUGAUAAUCAAAAUAAAUUAUGGGAUUGUCGUAGCCCCAAAGCUCCACUAUACGAUUUAAUUGGCCAUGGUGAUAAGGUCUUGGACAUUGAUUGGUCAAAUCCAAAAUAUAUUGUAUCUGGUGGUUCGGAUAACACCGUACGUGUCUAUAAGUCACGUAAAGCUGUAAACGGCGGCAGUAAAAUGGAAACUGGAAAGUAACUGCAAUUCCUCACAGAAUCCCUCGCUAAAAAAUAACUAAAUGUACAAACAAUACACAAUAACCACAAUUCUAAAGUAAAAUAUUUUCCGCGAAAAUAUUGGCAAACAACUUUAUGGACUUGACUAAGGACAGGACUACAUUUUUUGAGAUAAUAAUUGUUUUUUAUGAAUACACAUGUAUAGAAAAAUAAUAAAUGGACAUAAUCCUAA
Musca domestica (house fly) is the source of this 1696-nucleotide messenger RNA. RefSeq names its product ribosome biogenesis protein WDR12 homolog. Gene Ontology annotation, biological process: ribosome biogenesis. The transcript has 5 exons. Gene Ontology annotation, cellular component: preribosome, large subunit precursor. Bases 200 to 1486 code for a protein of 428 amino acids. The record is from RefSeq and is a predicted model, not a curated record. Gene Ontology annotation, molecular function: protein binding. Lineage: Eukaryota; Metazoa; Arthropoda; Insecta; Diptera; Muscidae.